Quercus lobata is the source of this 2079-nucleotide messenger RNA. Its product is annotated as serine/threonine-protein phosphatase 7 long form homolog. Gene Ontology annotation, biological process: meristem maintenance; meristem development. The transcript has 7 exons. Lineage: Eukaryota; Viridiplantae; Streptophyta; Magnoliopsida; Fagales; Fagaceae. The record is from RefSeq and is a predicted model, not a curated record. Bases 211 to 2079 code for a protein of 622 amino acids.
UCGAGUUCUUUUCAGCGGUUUGAAUCAAUAGGACCCUAACGUCUCACAACGCUAUUCAGUCACUCGCUCUCCCUGUACACUCUCUUUCCCUCGCUCUCUGCCAUCACUCUCUCUCCACACUCUGUCUCUCUCGCUCUGCGAUCAGGCUUCCCCACUCUUCCUCGAGUCUCCAUCAGUCGUCGUUGGUUCCCGCCGCCGCUGAUUACAGAUAUGCAGGCACUAGAUAGAGUGCGGCCUGGACCCGAUGUGGAUACCCAGUUGUCCCAGCAGCCGAAUCAUCGGUCAAGUCCGCUUUGGAGGUGCGCCGCUGACGAGGAGGCGCCUGGCAUGAUAAAGGUUCGACGCCGUAAAUGUGUAUUGCCACAGGGUGGGUUAGAUCCACGUAUCAUGCAACACAUAGAUGCAGCAGGGUUGACUGGUUUAUUCAAGGUUCCUGAUAUGGAGGUCGACCACGCCUUGAUCACGGCGUUGGUUGAGCGGUGGCGUCCGGAGACGCACACGUUCCACUUACCCCAUGGAGAAAUGGGUAUCACCUUGCAAGAUAUGGAGGUGAUGCUGGGGCUUCCGGUGGAUGGGUUGCCUGUCACUGGGAAGACAGACUACAUAUGGAAUGAGCUGUGCGAACAGUUGUUGGGCCAUAAACCUCCACCCUCGAUACCAAACUCAAACAAGUCUAUCCUUGCUGGGGCGAGGAUAAGAUACACCUGGCUUGAUGCACAGUUUGCCGAUCCCUUAGUUGCGGACGCUGCUGACGAAGUCGUGCAGCAACAUGCCCGCUACCACCUACUUGUACGGAUGGGGGCCCUCUUGUUCAUGGACAGGUCUGCGGACCGGGUCUCACUGCUGCCUUUGCAGUUGCUCAACCCAGUCAGCAAUGCGAGACGGUAUAGCUGGGGUAGUGCAGCAUUGGCCUGGCUGUAUAGGCAACUUUGUGGUGCAUCGAAGAAGGAUGCGAUGCAGAUUGGAGGAGCACUCUUGUUGGUGCAGCUAUGGGCCUAUUCAAGGUUCCCACAAUUAUGCCCUGUUGUGAGGCCGCCUCUACCGCCAGUGCACUUAGGGCCCCUUGCCAUUAGGUGGAGCGGGCCAAAAUGCACCGCAGAGCAUGCCACACACGUCCUUGCUGCGUACCGGGCGUCACUGGCUACAGUACGGGCCGAGCAGAUUGUAUGGGAGCCGUACACACAUACGCUAGGCUCCCUACCUGCGUAUUGCACUGCUGGGCAGCAUAUUUGGAGGGCCGAGGUGCCAUUGAUAUUCUUUUGGAUAGUGGAGUGGCAUCAUCCUGAGCGAGUCCUCCGUCAGUUUGGGAUGAAGCAACCAGUUCCAAGUGUCGUGGAUACGUCGACUACCCUUCACAAGAUAUCCCUUCAGGGUAAAUGGGAGAAGAACUGGGAGGUAGAACAUGAUCCCUUUAUUCGGCAAUGGGCCAACCGAGUGAAUGUAGUUCGCGGGUCCGAUCUCCUAGACGAUGAUGAUACGUAUCUCGUUGAGUACAUGAUGUGGUACAAUCGCCACACAAGGCGGUACAUAACACCAGAGUCUGCGUAUUGGGAACUCAUGGUUCGAAUGAUGAUUAGGUCUAUACCGAGGUGCGAUGAAGGUUCUGACAUGCACACUGACCUUACAUUUACACUAGAGCUUGUGGAGGAGCUAGGCCGACUUAAAUUGGCGAAUGCGCUUGCAGAAGCAGUUGACAUUGAUACACAGGCCCCAGUUCGUGGCGGGCAACGUGGUGGGUCUCGUGGGGGUGGACAUCGUGGAGGUGGUCAAGCUGGUCGCAGCCGUACGACCGAGUCGGCUCCCAUCUACGAGGAAGGGAAUGAGGAGGGUGUAGAAGAGGCAUGGCUUGGCACUGAUUGGGUACUGUCUGAUGAUGACGGCAGGACACCGCGAUGCACGCCUGGCGAUGGUGCUGGGCCAUCCCAUACCGUCGAUCAUCAGGGCACUGUUCCAGCCCACACUACAUCCCAUGGUGCUAGCACGGACUUUGAGGGCCCUCCUCGUAUGUCGCCCCCAGUUUUCAGUGGAUCUGCCCAUGAUGGUGGAUGCAUAUUUGUCCCCACACCAGAUACCGGCUGA